CCCAAAACCUACUGUUCACUUCCUGCAUUAAUCAUAUCGAAGAUGAGCAGUUUUCAUGUUGCGUUGAAUUUUGGCGGUGUUAAACUAGACCCAUUAUAUUCUCGGUGAAUCAUUUUGCUGGUUGAAGACAGGAAAUUUUGUCGAUGGAGGCCGUGGCGAAAUAUAAGUUUACUGCUUCUCAAGAUGACGAACUCUCCUUCGAAAAAGGCAGCGUUCUGAAUAUCUUAGACAAAGAUGAGGACAGAAAUUGGUAUAAAGCAGAACAAAACGAUCAAGAAGGUUGGAUUCCAAACACCUAUAUAACGAUGAGACCUCACAGCUGGUUCCAUGGUAAAAUAACAAGAAGACAAGCAGAAGAAGCACUUCUGCAGGUCCAACAUGAAGGUGCCUUUCUCAUCCGAGAGAGUGAGAGCUCACCAGGAGACUUCUCUCUGUCUGUUAGAACUGGUGACCAUGUUCAGCACUUCAAAAUUUUUAAAAAUGAGGAGAGGAAGUACUAUUUGUGGAUAAGAAAGUUUUCAUCUCUCAACAUGUUGGUAGAGCACCACAAAACAAACUCAGUCAGCAACAAUCAACAAAUAUUCCUCAGUGAUACAGACUUAAGAGAUGAGAUGGUGCAGGCCUUGUUUAAUUUUGCUGCGCAAGACACAGAUGAGCUGAGUUUCACGGCAGGUCAGUGGAUAACAGUGUUGGAUAAAAGUAAUCCUGAUUGGUGGAAGGGACAAGUCAAUGGAGCUAUUGGAAUCUUUCCUUCAAACUAUGUAACUGCCCCAACACCUAACCAAACAUAAAUAGAAUAGAAAUCAAACAUUCAGGGCCAGUUAUUUUAACAAAAUUAAACUUAGAAAGCAGCCUUAGACAAUCAAUCAAAUGAAAGAUUCUUUAUAGGUGAUAGCUGUUCAAAAUCGAU
Pocillopora damicornis (cauliflower coral) is the source of this 910-nucleotide messenger RNA. RefSeq names its product growth factor receptor-bound protein 2. NCBI's taxonomy places the organism in Eukaryota, Metazoa, Cnidaria, Anthozoa, Scleractinia, Pocilloporidae. Gene Ontology annotation, molecular function: protein binding. The record is from RefSeq and is a predicted model, not a curated record.